Artibeus jamaicensis (Jamaican fruit-eating bat) is the source of this 8310-nucleotide messenger RNA. RefSeq names its product discoidin domain receptor tyrosine kinase 2 (gene DDR2). Gene Ontology annotation, cellular component: signaling receptor complex; membrane. Bases 222 to 3110 code for a protein of 962 amino acids. Gene Ontology annotation, molecular function: protein tyrosine kinase collagen receptor activity; collagen binding; ATP binding. Lineage: Eukaryota; Metazoa; Chordata; Mammalia; Chiroptera; Phyllostomidae. The record is from RefSeq and is a predicted model, not a curated record. The transcript is spliced from 18 exons. Gene Ontology annotation, biological process: multicellular organism development; positive regulation of kinase activity; protein phosphorylation.
GGGCCCGUCCUCCAGGGAGGGGGCUUGGGGACAGGGCGGAGGAGGCCGGUGUCUUUCGGACUGUUCCCGGGCCGAGCAUAUUUUUUCUUCUAUGAAUGGGUUUUGCUGUAAAUUACAGCUCUGCCCUUGGUCCCGUGGGUCAGCACAGCGAGGCUCCAAACAGGGGACGGCUCUGAUUGGUGCCUCUGCCCCUGCUCCCAGCCCCUCCUAAUUGAAACCAAAUGUGCUGUGUGCUGGAUGCUGGGAGCCUGGCGCCUCCCCAGGAAUCCUCAGAAUGUGAGGUUCUCGCAAAGGCGUCUUGCAUCAGCCCGUGGAUGUGUGCCUGCCACCGGCUCCCGCGCGGGCAGGGCGGGAAAAGGGGCCUUCCACACCCAAGCCCCGCUUCGGGGCCGGGGGACGCCACGGACAGCAGCCGCCCUGCUUUCUCCUUCCCGCAGCCGCGCGCUCCUGGACGAAUGAAAAGUGGACAAAGGAGGCCCAAGCCGCCGGGGACCGUGGACUCCAGAAAUCAAGGCUCCAGGUCGGUCGCCGCCCCGGAGAUGACCCCACUCCCCAGGAUGCCCCUGGCGCCGAUCCUGCUGCUGCUCGUCUGGAGUUCUGCCGAAGCUCAGGUCAACCCAGCCGUGUGCCGCUACCCCCUGGGCAUGUCCGGCGGCCACAUCCCAGAUGAGGACAUCACCGCGUCCAGCCAGUGGUCGGAAUCCACCGCUGCCCGAUAUGGAAGGCUGGACUCGGAAGAAGGGGACGGUGCCUGGUGCCCGGAGGUCCCGGUGGAGCCGGACGACCUCAAGGAGUUUCUGCAGGUCGACCUGCGUAGCCUGCACUUCAUCACGCUGGUGGGGACCCAGGGCCGCCAUGCCGGGGGCCACGGCAUCGAGUUCGCCCCCAUGUACAAGAUCAACUACAGCCGGGACGGCAGCCGCUGGAUCUCCUGGCGGAACCGGCACGGGAGGCAGGUGCUGGAUGGAAACAGUAACCCCUACGACAUUUUCCUGAAGGACCUGGAGCCGCCCAUCGUGGCCAGAUUUGUCCGCUUCAUCCCGGUCACCGACCACGCGAUGAACGUGUGCAUGAGAGUGGAGCUGUACGGCUGCGUCUGGCUGGACGGCCUGGUGUCCUACAGCGCCCCUGCUGGCCAGCAGCUGGUGCUGCCGGGGGGCUCCGUCAUCUACCUGAACGAUUCCGUCUACGAUGGAGCUGUGGGCUACAGCAUGACCGAGGGGCUGGGCCAGCUGACGGACGGGGUGUCGGGCCUGGACGACUUCACGCAGACGCACGAGUACCAUGUGUGGCCCGGCUACGACUACGUGGGCUGGAGGAACGAGAGCGCCGCGCACGGCUACGUGGAGAUCGUGUUCGAGUUCGACCGAGUCAGGAACUUCACCACCAUGAAGGUGCAUUGCAACAACAUGUUCGAGAAGGGUGUGAAGAUCUUCAAGGAGGUGCAGUGCUACUUCCGCUCGGACUCCAGCGAGUGGGAGCCGCAGGCGGUCUCCUUCCCGCUGGUGCUGGACGACGCCAACCCCAGCGCCCGCUUCGUCACCGUGCCGCUGCAGCACCGCAUGGCCAGCGCCGUCAAGUGCCAGUACCACUUCGCUGACACCUGGAUGAUGUUCAGCGAGGUCACCUUCCAGUCCGAUGCCGCCAUGUACAACAGCUCCGGAGCCCCGCCCACCGCACCCUCAGCACCCGCCACCUACGACCCCAUGCUGAAGGCCGAUGACAGCAGCACCCGCAUCCUGAUCGGCUGCCUGGUGGCCAUCAUCUUCAUCCUCCUGGCCAUCAUCGUCAUCAUCCUCUGGAGGCAGUUCUGGCAGAAGAUGCUGGAGAAGGCCUCCCGGCGGAUGCUGGACGACGAGAUGACCGUCAGCCUGUCCCUGCCCAGCGAGUCCAGCAUGUUCAACAACAACCGCUCCUCGUCGCCCAGCGAGGAGCGGGGGUCCAGCUGCACCUACGACCGCAUCUUCCCCCUGCGCCCCGACUACCAGGAGCCCUCCCGGCUCAUCCGCAAACUCCCCGAGUUCACGCCGGGGGAGGAGGAGCCAGGCUGCAGUGGCCUGGUGAAGCCAGUCCAGCCCAGCGGGCCGGACGGGGUGCCCCACUACGCCGAGGCCGACAUCGUGAACCUCCAGGGCGUGACGGGGGGCAACACCUACUCCGUGCCGGCGCUCACCAUGGACCUGCUGUCCGGGAAGGACGUGGCGGUGGCCGAGUUCCCCAGGAAGCUGCUGACCUUCAAGGAGAAGCUGGGGGAGGGCCAGUUUGGGGAGGUCCACCUCUGCGAAGUGGAGGCCAUGGAGAAGCUGGGAGACGAAGGCUUCGCGCCGGACGCCAGUGCCGGGCCGCCAGUGCUGGUGGCCGUGAAGAUGCUCCGGGCUGACGCCAACAAGAACGCCAGGAAUGACUUUCUUAAGGAGAUCAAGAUCAUGUCGCGGCUCAAGGACGCCAACAUCAUCCGCCUGCUGGCCGUGUGCAUCGCCGACGACCCCCUGUGCAUGAUCACCGAGUACAUGGAGAACGGGGACCUCAACCAGUUCCUCUCCCGCCACGAGCCCCCCAACUCUGCCCCCGGCGAGGCGCCCACAGUCAGUUAUGCCAACCUGAAGUUUAUGGCGACUCAGAUCGCGUCAGGCAUGAAGUACCUUUCCUCCCUUAACUUUGUCCACCGAGACCUGGCCACACGGAACUGCCUGGUGGGCAAGAACUACACCAUCAAGAUCGCCGACUUCGGGAUGAGCCGCAACCUGUACAGCGGGGACUAUUACCGCAUCCAGGGCCGCGCGGUGCUGCCCAUCCGCUGGAUGUCCUGGGAGAGCAUCCUGCUGGGCAAGUUCACCACGGCGAGCGACGUGUGGGCCUUCGGGGUGACCCUGUGGGAGAUGUUCACCUUCUGCCAGGAGCAGCCCUACUCCCAGCUGUCGGACGAGCAGGUCAUCGAGAACACCGGGGAGUUCUUCCGGGACCAGGGCCGGCAGGUGUACCUGCCCCAGCCCGCCAUCUGCCCCGACCCCGUGUACAAGCUGAUGCUGAGUUGCUGGAGGAGGGACACCAGGCACCGGCCCUCCUUCCAGGAGAUCCACCUUCUGCUCCUCCAGCAGGGCGACCAGUGAGGCCUCCGCGCCGCCUGGCGACACCAGCACUCGGCCCCGCCCGCCGCGCCGCCAGGCCGGGGCGCGCGCUCUUUGUCCUCGGCUCCUGCCCUGCACCCUCACUCUCCAUCCCUGGCCCCUAUAUACUUGUUUUUUACAUUAAAGAACUAAAAAAGAAAAAAAAAAAGCUACGGCAGAUAAAAUGCAGCGAAGAAAUCUCCACUGAUGCACCAAACUGCUGGAUCAGGAAGGCUAGAUAGACGGUUUAGAUAAUUUAUAAAGGUUAAAGAUGCUUGUGUUUAUAAAUGUGCAGAUUCUACACCAUUUUUCUACCACGUUGCCUUUAAAGAAAUAGUUUCGGCAAGAACAACUUGAAGAACACCAGUCUCUUCGGAAGCCUGAGGUCAGGUUUAGGGGAAACGCUCGGCGAGAGUGGAGACUCGGAAGUGGUUCCAGGGACCGGUCACGGGCGGUUUCAUGUCGCUCAGCAGUUCUGUGCCUCUCUGUGCUGCCAACGUAGCUGAUGCCGCGUGAGAAACCCCGCUUCCCGGAGUGGGCGCUUCGUCCCUUGAUGGGCGGUGGACGCGCCUAGAAAACACAGAGGACUGACUGCACAGGCCAGAGUGUCCGCUGCCCGCGGUGUGCGGGGGAUUGUCGUUUGCGAGGCAGGACACGUACCCCACGCGUGGAAGGACUCUUCAGUACAGUGGACACGGGAAAAGGCCCGAGGAGGACAGGUGACAGGUGUGCUACUCCUUUCAGCAGAGGGUCCUCUGUGUCCUCUCAUUCAGACACGCCUGCCUGUGUGUCUUAGGGAAAGUUUGCUUUGGGAUCCGUAAGAACUGGCAUUUCGGUAGCUCCAUCUCAGGCCCUGUGGCUCAUCUUCUCCAAGGCAGACGGCUGUUGGAAGGGACGGACCCCCCACAGCCCUCGAUGGCCGGGGUUCAAGUUCUCAGGCGUGGACGACAGAGCAGGUCGGCUGUGGGUGUUCCGAAGGGCUGACCUCCAACCAGCGAGUGGCAGCUGUGGGGUCACUGAUGCCCCCUCUGUGCAGGGAGCUCCCAGGGUGAACAGCCUGCCUUGGAGGGGGGGCCUUUGUCCCUCAAGAGGCUCAGAUCUAGGCUGAGGAACCAGGGAAGACAGACAGACAGACAGACAGAGGCUUUGAAGCACAGAGAAGUGGUGUGAGACGGUGCAGGGUGGCGGUUGGUGCAGGUCAGUGCCGUGAAGAUGCCGCCCACGCAACAGCUCAGUGGGCGGGGCCUUAGAGACGCAGUGACUGGGAGAGAGGGAGCAGGGAGGCCCUGUCUGCAGAGUUCACGGGAACAGACACACGGUCCCAUCAGAGCCCGGUCAGAACCGGGGCGGAGCCUCGCACUCUCAGAUUUGGUGGGAAGCAGGGGAGGGAACCCCCAGGUCCCGCAGAGAAGGUGCGGCAAAGGUGGCAGAGGAUGGCCCCCAGGCUCAGAAAGAGAACUUGACCCUGGGGGCCCGCUUCUGCCACCUGAUGUCACUCGGUCCCCCAUCAGCCCUCACCUUGCUCCUGGCCUCAGCAGGUGCAGAAGCCCCACACCCUGGGGUCCCUUUGCAGGUCCCCUUCUUCCCCCGGAGACUGGGGUGUCCACUCAGACUCAGUGUCAGGCCAGAGGGAGCGGCUGUGUCCCCUGUUCGUCCAUUUGGGUGAGGCCCCCCCACGGGCCCAGGCCCUGGCCUUGCUCAGCCCAACCACUCAGAUGCUAACCUCACCUGGAACUGCUCCUCACAGACCCGCCCAGAAUAAGGUGUGACCGGGCAGGCACCGCACCGGGGCUCACACACUGAGUCAUGCCCCGCCUCCUGCGGGACUGCAGACGCCUGGACUCCUCCGGUGGCCAGGGAAGUGGUCCCUCCCCCUUCCUUUGUUUAACAUCCCCCCACUUAUUUUUUCUAAGCAUUCGGCCUCAACACACUGCAUCUCAUGGGCUCACAGGAGUAUAGUCAGAUUUCAAGUGAACUCGGUGUGUCUGGAUUUUCCUGGGCUUGCGUCUGAUGGGUCACCGGUUUUGGGUGGCCGGCCGGAGCAUGUUGCAAUGGACCGUUACCCCUUCUGGGGUGAGGAAGGUCCCACCUCUGUGUGGCCAACACGGGUGCACCGUGGCCUGGCCAUUCCCACGGAGUUCACAGCACAAACCCGAGAGAGCCAACUAGCAUGUGCCUGGCAAAGGCCUCGUGUGGAGAAUUUAAAAGUCACUCGGAUCUAAGUUAGAGGAAGGAAACUAGAAAUGAGUUAGAAAAGGAGGCGAGAGGAUGUGGAAUGUUUUAUGUCAGAUUGUGGUUAUGGGGUCAGGUUGACAGUAUGCGCAGGCUGGUCGAUGGGCGGAGAGCUCAGCCCGACCCGGCACCUGCCCAGUCUUGUGCUCAGAGUCGGCCCGGCCUGGGGAGGCCCGAGGGGGUCGUGGCUUCAGUGCAGGGGCAGGAUCGCUGGCAGGUGCCGAGGCUGUGACGGAGCACAGUGUGGGCGGGAGUGGCAGAUGAGGGAAGGAGAGUGCACGUGGCUGAACGAAGGCAGGUGGGCAGAAGGACCGACCGUGCACAGGCGGGCUGCGGGAGCGCGGUCGGUCGUGAUGCCACACGGGGAGCAGGGCUGAGACGGGGCAGGAAAGGUAAGUGUGGAAGAUGACAGGCGGUUGUGUUUGGGGAGGAGGAAAUGCUGGGUGGUGGAGACCGUACUGGUGGGAAAUGAGACGUCAGAUGGAACCGCAGGGAGGAGUGUCAUGGGGUUUGAGAAAGAGAAAGUUCCCCGUGGGUGUGAGGCCCGGGAGCGCCCAGCAGGGAGGACGUUUCGUUUCGGAGGAAGCGGGUGACAGGGGGCCUGAGCGCCUGUGUCCCCCAGCUGAGAAGUGAUCAGCCCGUCCGCCCUGGACCUGGUUUUUCCAGGCUGCCCUGGCAGGCCUGGAGGCGGGGUUCGACAGAGCUCCGCCAGGCUUGGUGUCCCGGCUCUCGCAUCCCUGAAUGGGGCCCCCGCUGAGCCCAGAAGGGCAUGGAAAUGGGGAGGCGACAGGCUCGAGUGAGGCUGACUCAGUCUGGUGUGACGCCUGAGUGGAGGUGGGUGCUGGGGGCUGCGUGAGGGUGUGGCCCCACUGGGCUCCCCCCAGAGACCAGGCUCAGCCAUGUGUUUUGAGUGAAAGGAGAACAGAGAAGGAGAGAGUCCGAAAGAGGGAAGCAGAGGAAAACGGUCCAAGGAAAUACUCUGAAACAGAAUAGUAUCUGUUUUGCCCAAAACUACAAAAAAAAAAAAAAAAAAAAGGAGAAAAUGACAGUUAAGGUGUAGCUCGCUCCCCAAAUAGGGCUAGUAAGUCCUGGACCCAGAGUUGAAUUUCUAGUCUUGCCAUCUUAGUCCUUCAGUCAGGUCUCUGACCUCUGACCUCUGGCCUCUGGCCGUGCCUGUGGCAGGGCCCAGAGUGUUUCUGGAAGUUUCAGACCCUGGUGUAUGCUGGGAGAGCCUUCUGAACGGAAAUGCAACAUUUCUGUAGAAACACACGAUGCCCGUUCCACGUGGAGAGCGUCCUGGAACGGGUGUGGGAAGAGGCGGGAACGGUUCGCGGUGACGGGACCGCAGGCCGCUGCAGGCUCCACUGCAGGGGCUGCGUCAUUUGCUGGGCGAUUGCUCUUGUGUCCCUUUCCCAAAACUUGUUGUUUUGAAAGACGUGAGGACUCCCGAGAAGUUGGGAAAGCAGUGCAGGGAGGCCCCCCAACACCACGGCUGGCAUCCUACAUGCCCGCCACGCACUCCCACAGCCAGAAACCUGACCUUGCUCCGGCACCAGUAACUAAGCCUCGGGAGUGUUCAGAGUUCAACAGUUGUUCACACGUCCUUAUUUAGUUUCAGGGCGGGGUUAACCCCUGGUUACGUAGCUGGUUCAGUGAGAAAGAUACCACCUGGAUCCACUGUCCAACACCCGACAGAGAAUGUAACAAGUUAGCCAGUUCCUUUACCAAUGAGCUUUAUCCAGCCGGAUACUGUCCACGUUUGCUGACUUUGUUUGGCUGUGUGGCAUCUGGAACAACCCAGAGCAACUUGAAAGGACUCAGGACAGGAAGACCUGCCUGUGGCUCUCUGGCUGGAGAACCAGGCAUGGAGGGAAAUCUGGGUGGUUCCCGCUGUUCCCACAGUGAGGAGGGCUUGUAAUUGUGGCAGAGAGGACUUGAGGGUGGCCCAGUGAUUGGUAAAGAGUAGGUGGUGCCGAGUCCCAGCCUGAGGGCAGCUUGUGGAAGGAAUGGAGAACCGUGGCAUGGUCCUCUGAUGUGUGAUAAACCAUUUUCAGAACAGUAGCGAGGUUUCAUGUGCCCAGGUAUCUGUUCGGAAACAGAGCACCAACCACAGUGGACCAAACAAAAGGCAAACACACAGUGACCUCGGGGUGUGGAGCUUCCCGUUCUGGUGCUCCCGGCUGGUGGUGUCCUAACGGCUCCAUUUGAGGGUCACGGGCUGCAACUCGGUCACCGCUGUGUCCUGCGUGGUCGUUCCGUCCAUGUCUGCGGAGGCUGUUUUUGAAUGAAAAUCUAGAAGCGGGUACUGGUCACACCACAUGCUGGGGGUGAGUUAGGGACCCCUGCCCUGCUGUGGUGGAGUUUGUGUUCACACCGGGAAAGCAGGGAAAGGCCUCGGGACUUACCGCCUGUCUGUUUCCUGAUGGGGAAGUUGACCUUUGAGGGCUUGAGACAGCAUUUCAAGGUCGUUCUGUACAAGGCACCCUGUGCAGAGCGGGCACCACACACUGGCCCCAAACUCAGCCCAUUGAAAACAAACCUUGUAGUUUCUCCCACACUCGCCUUGUCUACAACUCCCCAAACCUCCAAGGGGGCAGGAGGAGCCCAGAGGUGGCCAGCGCUUUCCGAAAUGCACAGCCGCAGGUGGACGGCGUGUGAGCAGAGACGCCAGGGAGGGCCCAGCGGGGUGAGGCAAUUGAUCACUUCAAGGGAAAACUUGGUUUCUUGGGGGAGGGGCUGGUCCUGCUCUGCAGACUGUGCAGGGCAUGAUGUUGGGUUAAGGGGCAGAGAGCAAACCGACUCCAUUUCUGCUUAAACCUAUCCUAGUCAUUCCAAAAUAGAAUAUGUAAGAAUUCUCUGUAUUAGAAAAAAAAGCCACGAGAUACCAACUGUAUAUUUUCUUUAUUUAUUCUCUGUCUGUCAGAUGAUACAUUGUAAAUAACAAUGAUUAAAGAAAUAUGCUACUAAUGAA